GACGCGCCCUUCGCCGUGAGUCGGCAGGACUCAUCUAGGAUGCCGAGCAGAGCACUGGUGCGCUUGACACCGGGGGACCCUGCCCUUCCUCCCGCGGAGACUGAGCUCUGCUUCGGAUCAAAAAAGAGGGCUGUUUGUUUCUCUUUCUUUUUAACCCCUUCCCUCGUGGAUCUGUUUUCUCUGCCGCAGUCAGUCACCUCUGCUUUCGCAAAGCUCUCCGCCCCCCCCCCUCCCGACCGGGAAAUCCUAGGCGGGGUUAUUCGUUGGGCGAGGAGCUUUCUUCUUGGGCGAGUCUCUUGCCGGAGGGGGCACUCCAGACCAUGUAUAAGAGCCCCUGAAGCCCCGGCGCCUCUCCUUCGCUCCCCUUGCCUGUGCCGGCCGCCCUCGCCGCAGCAUGGACCUGGCCCGGCUUUGGCACUUGGCUGCCGCCUUUUGCCUGACCUGGCUGCUGCUCAAAGCUCUGCAGCUCCACCGACGACGGAAGGAGCUCCUGAAAAGCCUGAGCAGCUUCCCCGGGCCCCCCGCCCACUGGCUGUACGGUAAUAUGUUUGAGCUUUUACCCUAUUCCGUAGUGUUCAAGAAGACAGAACAAUGGAUGCUUCUGUAUCCAUACGCCUUUCCAUUGUGGUUUGGGAGGUACUUUGCAAGUGUAACAAUCACUCAUCCUGACUAUGCAAAAACAUUACUUGCUAGAGCAGAUCCGAAGGACAGGCUAACUUAUCCAAGCAUGAUCCCAUGGAUUGGAAAAGGCUUGCUGGUCUUAGACGGACCAAAGUGGGCACAGCAUCGAAAACUGCUUACUCCAGGUUUCCACUAUAACAUUUUGAAGCCCUAUGUGACACUAAUGGCAGAGUCUACCAAAGUGAUGUUGGAUAAAUGGGAACAGUUGAUCAUACAGCAGAACUCAGUAGAGCUCUUUGAACAUGUGAGUUUGAUGACGCUUGAAAUUAUCAUGAAAUGUGCCUUCAGUUAUAACACCAAUUGUCAACUGGACAGGGAGAACUCCUAUGUCAAAGCGGUCUUUGAACUUUGCUCCUUGGUAUUUGAGAAAUUAUUCUCCAUCUUUGGCCACCAUGAUGUGACAUACUGGUUUACUCCGCAGGCAUAUCGGUUUCGGAAAGCUUGCAAGGUCGCUCAUCGUCAUACAGAAAAAAUCAUUAAAGAGAGAAAGGAAUCACUGGGGGAUGAAGAAGAACUCCAAAAGAUCCAGCAGAAAAGAUACUUGGAUUUUUUGGACAUCAUUCUCUGUGCCAAAGAUGAAAAUGGCAUUGGACUAUCUGAUGAAGAUAUACGUGCAGAAGUGGAUACUUUCAUGUUUGCAGGUCAUGAUACCACAGCAAGUGGCAUUUCCUGGAUGCUUUAUUGUCUUGCAAUGAACCCAGAACAUCAGGGGAGAUGUAGGGAGGAGAUCAAGUCCAUUCUGGGAGACCGUGGCACCAUUGAAUGGGAUGAUCUUAGCAAGAUGACCUAUUGCACCCUGUGCAUUAAAGAGAGCCUCCGCCUUUAUCCUCCAGUACCAGGAGUGUCCCGAGAGAUUGCCAAACCUAUUACAUUUUUUGAUGGAAAGAUCUUGCCUGAAGGAACUAUGAUCGGAGUAGCUAUUCAACUCAUCCACAGGAACCCCAACAUAUGGAUAGAUCCAGAGGUAUUUGAUCCCCAGAGGUUUACACCUGAGAAUGUUUCUAGCAGAAAUUCCCAUGCCUUCCUGCCAUUCUCUGCUGGACCAAGGAACUGUAUUGGGCAGCAGUUUGCCAUGAAUGAAAUGAAAAUAGCUCUUGCCAUGACUUUGCUUCGGUUUGAAAUUUCACCUGAUGCUUUGAAGCCCCCACCUGUUCCUAUCCCUCAGAUUGUCUUGCGUUCUCAGAAUGGGAUACACCUUUGUUUGAAAAAAAUUAUGUGAAUAUGCAACUGCAGAGGAAAUAACCUAGGACAGGAGAAGGGUGGGCAUAAUGGAGAAGGGGACAAGCAGGGCUGGCCCUAGGUAAUUUUCAAGUGUAAGCAAAUAGUAUUUUGGUGCCCCACCCCCCAAAUCAAUCACUGAAAAAUAAAAGGUAGAAGGUAGAGGUGAACAGAAUAGAUAAAAGAGUUACCUUACAAACCAGAGGUUUAUUUACAUCAUUAUGUUCAUAUAGUUACAUUACAUAGAUUUAACACAAAUUAACUUUUUUUAGAAUGCAAAUAUUUUAUUAAACUUAGCAACAAUUUU
Molecule: messenger RNA, 2206 nt
Organism: Anolis carolinensis (green anole)
Lineage: Eukaryota; Metazoa; Chordata; Lepidosauria; Squamata; Anolidae
Product: cytochrome P450 4B1
Exons: 12
Coding region: 395-1900 (501 amino acids)
Molecular function (GO): heme binding; monooxygenase activity; oxidoreductase activity, acting on paired donors, with incorporation or reduction of molecular oxygen
Source: RefSeq, a predicted model, not a curated record